This is a messenger RNA of Anisakis simplex (herring worm), 384 nucleotides long. NCBI's taxonomy places the organism in Eukaryota, Metazoa, Nematoda, Chromadorea, Rhabditida, Anisakidae. The record is from the annotation of a GenBank genome assembly.
AUGCAAAAACUGAAAUUGCAGAAGAAACUAGCCGGAUGUCACGUGUCGGGCGGUGUUUCAAACCUAUCGUUUUCAUUUCGAGGCAUGGAGCUGAUUCGAGAGUCGCUGCAUUCAGUGUUUUUGUAUCAUGCGAUUAAGAGUGGACUGGAUAUGGGCAUCGUGAACGCUGGAGCGCUGCCGCUAUACAGCUUGAUACCUGAGGAGUUGUUGAAAAUUUGUGAGGAUUUAUUGUGGAAUAGAGACCCUCAAGCCACGGAAAAGAUGCUGAAAUUGGCGCAAACGUUGAGCAAUCCGGACAAAAAAGAAAAUUUGGAAACUGAUGCAUGGCGCAAGGAAACUGUCGAGAAAAGACUUGAAUACGCAUUGGUUAAGGUGUGCGAUUAA